AUGGAGAACAUAGAUGAUAAUUCGGGAUGGAAGGUUGUUGGAGAUGGAGGACCUGAAGGCUGGAAACUUGUUGAUGAAAAAGGAAAUGUCGAAUGGAAGAUCGAAAAUAUCAAUGGGGAAUGGAAGGUAACUAGUGCAGAUGACUUCUCUGCCAAAAGUAAUGCUUCUGCUCCAGUAAGUGUUGAAUCUGCAAAUGUUACAGCGGAAAGUACCAAUACUACAUCUUCAGACAUUACUGGUACCACAACAACGCCUCCUACCGGAGGUUGGGAUGAUGAUAAACAAGGGAGAUACAUCGUUUGGAAAUUUUCGGAAGAUGGUAAAGGAGAAGCAAGAGUUUAUGGAGGAGGUGGAGCGGAUCCAGAAGUGUGGACAGUUGGAGAUACUAAUCAAUACUGGAAAGAAACUCUGGACGCUAAAGGUGCAAAUACAGGUGGAGGAGGAAGUUGGAAUGGUGGAGGGCCGACAAGUCCUGCAACAACAGCUGAUAACACUGGAACUACUGGAGGCUGGAGUUCAGAUGGAGGAAGCUGGCAAAAUACCAAUGGAUGGCAGAGCGCUGCUCCACAGGCACAGACUAAUUCCUGGCAGACUGAUGCAAAUGCAGCACCUCAACAAAAUGGAGGAUGGUCGGACGGAACUGGUAAUGCAUCGCCGCAAACAAAUACUGGUGGUUGGCAAAACGGAGCAGUUGUUACUACAAAUGGGGUAAAAUGGCAAACUAGUUCUCCUCAACCAGUUGCCGGAUGGCAAACUUCCGGAGCUUCGCCACAAAAUGGUGCAGUUAUUUGGCAAGCAGCAGGACCUACUCCGCAAGUUGUAAAUAACGGUUGGCAACAAGCGAAUGGUGCAGCAUCGAAAAAUGAUGGCUGGCAAAAAACAGUCUCUUCUGGUCAAGGAGGCCCAUGGCAGACUUCAAAUCCUCAGACAAGAAAUAAAAAUGGUUGGAAGACUUCAGGUAAUGGUGCACAAAAUGGUGCAAAUAGAUGGCAAAACGGUGGAGGACCUACCCAAAAUGCAGCUGGUUGGGCUAAUGGGCAAAAUCGUAAAACAAAAGGCAGAUGGAGAAAUGCGGGUAAUAAUUCAGGAGGGUGGACACCAAAUAAUAAGCUAAACAACAACCGUAAAAGUGUUUCAGGUGGAUCUUGGGCAGCAAAUCCAAGUGGAGGAUCUUGGAAUUCCGCUCAAGGAUCACCACCUUCAAGCUGGAGUACUUCAAACGGAGCUCCUCCAACUAACGGAAAUGAUGGAAACAGUUGGCAAGUAGCUGGCAAUGCUGCAACUAGUUGGCCAGGAAAUGCUGCUGGGGGUCAAACGGUUCCGUAUAUCAUUGUAAUUAAAACUCCUGAAGUUUCAGCUACUGCAGCCUCAAAUGCAUGGUCAAACCAAGGAAGAAGCCGGAAGCCAAAAAAUAGAAAUGGUAAUGGAAAUAGGGGUAAAACUAGAAACAGUAGACGCAGUAGUGGCUGGAAGAUGAAUAGAGCUGGUAGUAGUGGUUGGCAGUGGAACCCACAAGGUGGUAAAGAGGGAUGGAAGUGGAAUGAUGGUUGGAUGGGCUCAGGAGGAGGAUUUGGAGGCUGGAUGGGUAAUAAUGGUGCUGUAUACAGUAAUUGGAAGCCAACUAAUACUAAUGGAGCAUCAACACCGCAGCCAAAUACAACAAGUAGUACAGCAAAAGGAAGCAAGAAAAGUGCAAGCAAAAUGGUAUUUGUUUUCGGAACGAAAAAAGGUAAUAAUAUAUCUCGAAAUCAACCAGUAACGUCAGGAGGCAAAAAAGGAAAACAAGUUAUUAUUCUUGAUUAUACUUCUGGCAAGAAGGUUCCAAAAGGAGAAGAUGGAAUGAAGAAAGAUAUAGAAUCUGUCAUUCAAGCUCUAAAAUCUGCCAAACCGACAGGCAUCAGGGGAACAGCCGUUUGGAAACAACCAAAUCAAAGACAAAUUACACAGCAACAAAAAUGGUCUCGGUAACAAAAUUAUCUUCGUAUAGAAUAUUCAAAAAAUUCUAUGCCUAAGUUAUCCAUACUUGUGAUAUAUUAAUGUUUGAUUUUUUUCACAUU
Uloborus diversus is the source of this 2057-nucleotide messenger RNA. RefSeq lists its product as uncharacterized. The coding region runs from base 1 to 1968 and encodes 655 amino acids. The record is from RefSeq and is a predicted model, not a curated record. The transcript has a single exon. NCBI's taxonomy places the organism in Eukaryota, Metazoa, Arthropoda, Arachnida, Araneae, Uloboridae.